AUUAUCGGAGGUCAAAGGUCAGAGGUGACAUCAGAGAACAGAGAUGCACCACCUGUCAACAUGGGCUUUUCUUCUCCUUCUCCUGGGAGUCACCAACAGCUUGGCUCAAGGGGUGUGGAGAAGAGACAGUAUGAAGGCCAGUCCUACUCUUCAUUACUCUGAAGAUGAUUUUGAGUGGACCACCUGGUUCAAUGUGGAUCACCCUGGGGGAAAAGGAGACUACGAGCAGCUUGACGCAAUCCGCUUCUACUACCGUGCCCGCAUGUGCGAGACGCCAAGGGCCCUGGAGGCUCGUACCACAGACUGGAUCCCUGCACACAGAACAGGGGAGAAGGUGCAUAUUGACCCUGCUCUGGGCUUCUGGUGUGUCAAUGCUGAACAGCCUCCUGGACGCAACUGCUCCAACUACUCUGUACGCUUUCUCUGUCCAAGAGGUCAGUACGCAGGGUCAGACAUUACAGCAGCUUGGGGUGCCUGGUCAGACUGGAGUCCUUGCUCUGCAGCAUGUGGUCAAGUAUCUACACAGGUGCGAUCCAGAACCUGCAGGUCCCAGACUAGUCGUGGAGAACAGCAGUGUAAAGGACCGUCAGUUGAAGGCAGAUCUUGCAAAGGACCAGAGUGUCCAGGUAAAUGCAAGCUUCAGUGUGUCAUGGGCAGAGUGAAUGCUGAAUGUGAUGCUUGCAUGUGCGAAGACCACACGGUCCUGGGCUCUGUCCGCAGUGCUGGCGGACUCCCUGCUCCUGGGGCUCCAGUACUCCGAUAUGGUCCCAACCCCAAACUUCUCACUCUCACUGAUCACAAUGGACACUUCAGUAUCCCUGGCCUCUGUCCUGACGGGAACACCACCUUGAUGAUUAGGCUACAAAACCACGCUCCUCAGUUAGUCAUCAUUCCCCGGAGCACUGACCGCAUCUCUGUUCUUCAAAUCAAGCUGGAAAGAGCAAAGAAACUGUUGGUAGAGAAGAACCCUGAGAACAAGGCCAGAAGAGUGGGUCAAACCACCGCUUUCUGCUGCAAAGUGGCUGGUACACCUGGACCAGAGCAAUACGAGUGGUUCCACAACGGCACCCUCCUGGACAGGAAACAAUUUCAGUAUGACGAGACAUUGGUCCUCAGAAACCUGCGUAUAGACCAAGCUGGAGAGUACUACUGCAGAGCCAGCAAUGAAGCUGGUGCCAUCAAGUCCAAACCAGCUACACUCACAAUUAUAGGUCAAGACGAACCAUCAUGCAAGCCCACACCGGAGUCUCAUUUGAUUCGUCUGCCACAUGAUUGCUACCAAAACCAGACCAACACUUUCUAUUACGAUGUGGGAAGAUGUCCUCUCGCAACAUGUGCAGGCCAGCUGGACAACAGCAUCAGGUGCAAAGACUCGGUGGCAUAUUGCUGUGGGGUAGCGAAAAUGGAGGAAAGACACAUAAACUGUCAGGGCUACCAGCUACCGACUAUGGUGGUCACCCAGUGUGGCUGCAAGAAGUGUGUGGACACCAAAGCCAUUGUACGUGGGCGAGCUGUAGCGGCAGACACAGGAGAGCCCAUGAGAUUCGGGCACGUCUUCAUGAACGGCAUGAGGGUAAGCCGCACAGGAUAUAAAGGUACUUUCUCCAUCCAGGUGCCUACAGAAACUGAGAGGCUGGUACUCACCUUUGUGGACAACAUGCAGAAGUUUGUGAACACCACCAAAGUACUUCAGUUCAAUAAAAAGGGAGGUGCUGUGUACCAUGAGAUCAAGCUGUUGAGGAAGAAGCCACCUGUAACCCUAGAAUCAGCAGAAACCAACACACUAAUGCUGGGAGAAGUGACAGGCCAGGAUCCCAUUGCUGAGAUCCAGAUCCCACCUAAUUCAUUCUACAGAGACAAUGGGGAGGUAUUUGUGGGUAAUGUGCAGGCCAGUGUUACAUUCCUGGAUCCCAGAGAUGUGUCCACAGCUGCUGCUGCACAAAGUGAUCUCAACUUUGUAGGUAGUGAGGGAGACACACUGCCCCUUAGAACCUAUGGGAUGUUUUCAGUGGAUUUCAGGGAUGAGGAAGGUGGCGAAUCUCUUAAUGCAGGUGAAGUUAAGGUACGUCUUGAUGCCGCGCAAGUAAAGAUGCCUGAACACCUGAAAAACAUGAAGUUGUGGUCUCUCAACCCAGAGACAGGUCUGUGGGAAGAGGAAGGAGACUUCCAUGUGGAGAAAAAACGGCGAGGUAAACGAGAGGAGAGGACCUUUCUCAUUGGCAACAUGGAAAUCAGGGAAAGGAGGCUGUUUAAUUUAGAUGUCCCAGAAAACAGAAGGUGUUACGUCAAGGUGAGGGCCUUCCGCAGUGAACGUUUUAUGCCAAGUGAGCAAGUUGAAGGAGUUGUGAUGACCUUGAUUAACAUGGAGCCUACACCAGGAUACUCAACUAACCCACGUGCCUGGGGUCGGUUUGACAGCGUUAUCACAGGCCCCAAUGGUGCAUGCCUUCCUGCAUUCUGUGAUGACCAGAGAGCAGAUGCCUAUUCUGCUUAUGUCAUGGCCAAUUUGGGAGGAGAGGAGUUGGAGGCAGUCGCAUCUUCUCCAAAGUUAAAUCCAAACACCAUAGGGGUUCCUCAGCCUUACCUGAACAAGCUGAACUACAGGAGGUCUGACCAUGACGAUCCAAGAGUGAAGAAGACAGCGUUCAGUAUCAAUGUAGCCAAACCCAGCCCAAACACUGCUGAAGAAGCCAAUGGACCAAUUUAUUCAUUUGAGAAUCUGAAGGAGUGUGAGGAAGCCCCUUUCAGUGCUGCACAUUUCCGAUUCUCAAGAGUGGAGGGAGACCGCUACGACUAUAACACCGUACCCUUCAAUGAGGAUGAUCCCAUGAGUUGGACAGAGGACUAUCUGAGCUGGUGGCCAAAGCCAAUGGAAUACAGGGCCUGCUACAUCAAGGUCAAACUAAACGCUCCCCAUGAGAUAAACGUCCGCUCCCGAAACAUGGGAGGCACCCAUCCAAAGACUGUCGGUCAGCUUUAUGGCAUUCGUGACACCCGCAGCAUCCGAGACUUGGACCAAUCAACAGUCUCAGCCGUGUGUUUGGAAUUCAAGUGCAGCGGCAUGCUGUACGACCAGGAUCGAGUGGACCGCACUCUGGUGAAAGUCAUCCCUCAGGGAAGCUGCAAGAGAGACAGUGUCAACGCAAUGUUACAAGAGUACCUGGUGAACCAUCUACCACUGGCCGUCAACAAUGAUACUAAUGAGUUCACAAUGCUGGCACCUCUUGACCCUCUGGGUCACAACUAUGGCAUCUACACCGUCACAGACCAGGACCCACGCACAGCCAAAGAGAUUGCUCUUGGACGCUGCUUCAAUGGAACUUCAGAUGGCACCUCUAGAGUCAUGAAGAGUAACGAGGGAGUAGCUCUAACUUUCACCUGUGGGGACAGGGAGGUCACCCGGCAAAGUGUCUUUCAAACCACCCAAAGCUUUCCAGGUUCGACAAAUGGUGGCCGGCAGGGAAGAGGCAACAGGAGGCAACGAGGUGGUUUAGGAGCCCUCCGCAGCAGUCGAAGGAGGAGCACACGUAAUCCUUUCAGGCGCAACCAAACCAGAGCCUAA
This is a messenger RNA of Chanos chanos (milkfish), 3562 nucleotides long. RefSeq names its product cartilage intermediate layer protein, nucleotide pyrophosphohydrolase (gene cilp). Lineage: Eukaryota; Metazoa; Chordata; Actinopteri; Gonorynchiformes; Chanidae. Bases 44 to 3562 code for a protein of 1172 amino acids. The record is from RefSeq and is a predicted model, not a curated record. The transcript has 8 exons.